Messenger RNA from Ipomoea triloba (trilobed morning glory), 2367 nucleotides. RefSeq names its product heparanase-like protein 1. The transcript has 10 exons. The record is from RefSeq and is a predicted model, not a curated record. Gene Ontology annotation, cellular component: membrane; plant-type cell wall. Bases 539 to 2164 code for a protein of 541 amino acids. Gene Ontology annotation, molecular function: beta-glucuronidase activity. NCBI's taxonomy places the organism in Eukaryota, Viridiplantae, Streptophyta, Magnoliopsida, Solanales, Convolvulaceae.
UAUAUUUUAUUUCCAUAAAGAGAAGAAGUAGAAAGCAAGUCUCCCUGCUAAAUCUUUGUCCCCCUGGAUAAAAAAAAUAUUGAUGCUUUGCUACUUGCCAUUUGGUUGUCUGACAUCUGAAGCUUUGAAUUAGCAAUCCCUUUGUCUUUGUUCCACUCUUCAAAUUUGGGACUCGAACCCGUGUUAUGUGGCUCUAAUACCACUUUUAGAUCAAGUGCUUACCACUUACGUCAAAAGUUGUAGCUAGUAGCAAAGUCGCAACUUUAUUUCCUUCUAUCGUCAAACAUUUUUGAGUUGCUGGGUGCUGGACUGGCCUUUUAAGCCUCCGCCCAACAAUCCUUCAGCCACUCCGCCCAACAAUCCUUCAGCCACUGGGUGUUAGACUUAGCCUUUACCGGCCUCUACCCAACAUGAUCUUUCAUAAAUGCACUCAUUCUUAUAAGGUUAAAUAAAAAAGCAGAAAAUAGGGUUUGUUUAUGCAACAGUUCUUCAUUUGACUCAAUUCAGCUAGUGGUGGAGCUCUGGGGUUCAAUAAUCAAUGCACUUCCCAGCUGUAUUGUUACUCUUUUUGGCACUUUUUCCCACAGUAUUAACACAAACUGUUGAACAUGCUGAACUUUUAAUUGAAACAACUGCAAGGAUUUCGGAUACGGAUGCUAAUUAUAUAUGUGCUACCCUUGAUUGGUGGCCUCACGAGAAGUGUAACUACAACCAAUGCCCUUGGGGGUCAUCUUCUGUGUUAAACCUGGAUUUAUCUCACCCCUUUCUUGCCAAGGCUAUUCAAGCUUUUGAGCAUUUGAGAUUGCGGCUCGGGGGUUCAUUGCAAGACCAAGUUCUUUAUGAUGUGGGCAAUCUGAAGACUCCCUGUCAUCCAUUUAGAAAGCAGAAGGAUGGGCUGUUUGGAUUUUCUAAUGGAUGCCUACCUAUGGAUAGGUGGGAUAAGCUAAACAGCUUUUUCAAGAGGACAGGAGGACUUGUUACCUUCGGUUUGAAUGCUUUACACGGGAGACAGAAGAUAAAAAAGCAAUGGAGAGGAAACUGGCAAUCCAGCAAUGCCCAUGAUUUUAUUAACUACACUAUUUCCAAGGGUUACGAGAUAGACUCAUGGGAAUUUGGUAAUGAGCUGUGUGGUACAGGUGUCGGUGCAAGUGUUGAUGCCGAACUAUAUGCAAAAGAUAUGAUCAGACUAAAAUCUCUCAUAGAUCAACUGUAUAAAGACGUCCACCCAAAGCCUCUUCUAUUGGCACCUGGAGGGUUUUACGAUAAGGUGUGGUUUGAGAAGUUUCUUGAUGUUUCAGGGCCAACCACUGUCAAUGCUUUGACACAUCAUAUAUACAAUCUAGGACCAGGAUCCGACCAUAAUCUCAUUAGUAAAAUUUUAAAUCCCAAGUACUUGGAUAAGAUAUCAUAUACAUUUCGAAAUCUUACACAAACCAUUCAAGCAAAUGGUCCUUGGGCUUCAGCUUGGAUUGGAGAAUCUGGUGGCGCCUAUAAUAGCGGUGGUCGUAAUGUGUCCAACACCUUUGUCAACAGUUUUUGGUAUGUAGAUCAGCUUGGGAUGGCGGCCAAGUACAAGACAAAAGUCUAUUGCAGGCAGACUUUAAUCGGUGGAAACUAUGGGCUCCUUGACACAAACACGUUUAUCCCAAAUCCUGAUUAUUACAGUGCACUUCUAUGGCAUCGUCUUAUGGGAAGAGGAGUGCUUGAUGUUAACAGCAAUGGAUCGCCAUAUUUACGUUCUUAUGCCCACUGCACAAAAGAAAGAGCGGGUGUCACGUUGCUUCUAAUAAACCUAAGCAACCAAACGGAGUUCAGCGUUGGCGUUAAAUCCACUACAAGCAUCAGCUUGCAUGCCAGUGCGAAAGCGCAGCACAAGAAAAGGUCGUUCCUGCACGGGCUAAAGCAAACCGUUUCAUGGGUAGGAAGUAAGGCAUCGGAUGCACCAUUGUCCCGAGAAGAAUACCAUCUAACUCCAGAAGACGGGAACCUUCAAAGCAGAAGCGCGCUCCUGAAUGGAAGACCAUUACAGCUUAGCAAAACUGGAGACAUACCGAGUUUCUCACCAGUCCUCGAAGAUGUAAGCUCUCCCGUUUCUAUUGCCCCCUUGUCCAUCAAAUUCAUUGUAUUUCCUAACUUCAUUGCUCCAGGUUGCCGGGAGGUUUGACAUAUAUUCUAAGAUUCUGAAACGCUUACUAAUGUUUUAGUUACAUACUGGCAUUCUGCAAAUGUAUUAUAGCUUAGCAUAGCACCAUGUAUUACUAGCAUAUGUUGUUGCAAAUUUUCUUUCCACCUUGGCUUGUACUUUCAAUAUGAAUAAAUGUUCCAAAAUCAAUAUAUAUAUAUAUAUAUUUUCCCUUCCACAGUUUA